UUGUCCCUCCUCGCUCCCUCUACAAUGUCAAAACAAGAAAGGGUCGGAAGUGGAAUCAGUUAUGGAAAAGGGGAAACUGAAGAAAAGUCCAAAUCCACAUCUUCUUCGGUCGAGGGGGGGAGGCAGCACAGACAGACACACAUGACAGGACUAGAGAAACACAUGUUCGUCCUGGCUGCCACUGCUCUGCUGGUAGCUGUGUGUGUGGCUCCACUGGCGCCUGAAGCUUCUGCCUCUGGCUCGACCCACCACAAACACAGGGUGCUGAAGAUGGACGAGGCCUUUCUGAGAGUCAACAAUGAGCUGGGCUCUGAGGUGGUGGUGUCCUGGGUGUCAGAGCGCUGCUACCAGUGCUUGUACCAGCAGCUGGGAGUGGUACCAGCUGCGCCCAGUCCUGGAAAGCCCAGUUCGGUUGACUUUGUUGUGAGCACACAGCAUGAAAUAACACUACAGCUCAACACCACCCCUGUCAACCUAGAGCAUUGCACGGUUCCCUUCCACUUUGGGGAGCACGGGAACUACUCUCUGUGGGUGAAAAAUUUCAACGACUCCUCAGUGGGGAAUUGUUCUGUAGUGACUGACGCGGACCCCAUCAACAGCUACAUACCGAUAUUAGUGGCUUUUCUUAUCUUUGCUGGACUGAUCUUGAUGUCCUGCAUUGGCAGGAUAAUAUUAAGGCUUGAUGUGGUGAGGAAUAUCCUCUUCCGAAUUACUGGCUCGAUGGAGACGGAGAGGCUCAUCAACUCUGAACUGGGCUCCCCUGGCAGGACAGUGCAACCAGUGACUGACACCAUCCUCCCUCCUCCACCCAACCCCAGCAAGAGGCUGCGAUCUCUGGACACAUUCAGAGGAAUUUCCUUAGUCAUUAUGGUGUUUGUGAACUAUGGAGGGGGCCGAUACUGGUUCUUCAGGCACCAAAGCUGGAAUGGUCUAACUGUUGCAGAUUUAGUCUUCCCUUGGUUUGUGUUUAUAAUGGGGACAUCCAUUGCAAUGUCAACCAACUCCCUGCUGUGUGCAGGCUCCACUCGCUGCUCACUGCUGAGGAAAACUGUGUGGAGGAGCCUGCAGCUCUUCAUCAUCGGUGUCUUCAUUAUCAACCCAAACUAUUGCCAGGGACCAUUAUCUUGGGACAACCUGCGAAUCCCAGGUGUGCUGCAGCGCCUGGCCUGGUCCUACCUGGUUGUAGCCUGCCUGGAUCUGCUGGUGGCAAAAGGUCACCUCGACAUCCUCACCACGAGUGCUUGGUGGUCUCCCUUCUGUGACAUCUUGCUGUACUGGCCAGCCUGGCUGUGUGUGAUCCUCUUGGAAAUCCUCUGGUUGUUCCUCACUUUCCAACUCCCGGUUCCAGAUUGUCCAGCAGGCUAUCUGGGCCCAGGUGGGAUUGGGGACAUGGGCCUUCACAUGAAUUGUACUGGUGGAGCAGCUGGUUUCAUUGACCGUUGGCUGCUGGGAGAGAACCACAUCUACCAGACUCCGUCGUCACGGGUGAUUUAUGCAACUCGCAUGCCCUUUGAUCCAGAAGGUGUCCUUGGCAGCAUCAACUCUGUCCUCAUGGCUUUUCUUGGUUUACAGGCAGGAAAAAUUAUCUUACACUACAGAGAUGUCCACACAAGUAUAAUGUCAAGGUUUCUAUUAUGGGGUCUCUUUUUGGGAGCCAUAUCAGCACUUCUGACCAAGUGUUCCACAGACCAGGGCUUCAUUCCUGUCAACAAGAAUCUAUGGUCUCUGUCCUAUGUGACAACACUGGCCUGUUUUGCCUUUGUGCUGCUAGUGCUCCUCUACUUCAUAGUGGACGUACAGAGGUGGUGGUCUGGAGCACCUUUCUACUACCCAGGUAUGAACUCCAUCCUCGUGUAUGUGGGCCAUGAAGUGUUGGAGGGAUACUUCCCCUUCCGCUGGCGUAUGACAGACAGCCAAUCCCACGCUGAGCACCUCACCCAAAACCUUGUGGCUACUUCCUGUUGGGUGUUCAUCGCCUAUGUGCUGUACAGGAAGAGGAUUUUUUGGAAGAUUUAGAGGGAAUCCCUGAAUAACGAUUCCUUCAAGUAGCAGAGGACAUUGAUGACAUCAGAAAUGCUGGAGUCCUAAACUGAAAACCUUUGGAGCACAGAUAAUCGGGGACUAAAGAUUAAUUUUGGCAAAACUAUGCUGUUUCUCUGCCUCUGAACAUAUAUGGGGUUCUUCUUACAAACUCUUUAGACACAAUUUUUUACGACCAUUAAUGUUUUACAGCUUUUUUCCCUUCAGAUAUGAAGCGUCUCAUAUCACCACUGACUCAGGAAAAACUCAAAAUUUUUUGACUUUGUGUUAUUAAUUCAGGUUUCAUUCCUCACCCUGUGACACACUCUAUGUUUAACAAGCGCCUUGUUAACUUCCCUUUCUUCUGCUGCCACCGUAAUUACAGCAUUUCUCUGAAAGCUGAAGUUGUUGUUUUUUUUGGUGAGAUUGUGUGAUAAUUUUCCACUACACAAGGUGGAAGUGAUAUUUAAACAAAAGUGGAACAGUGUGUCAAGAUUUUGAAGUAAGAAAGUUUCGCCAUAUUAAAUUAUUCAGUUGUCUGCAUAUAUUUAAUUAUUCAUCAUUGUAGGGUAGACGGCCUUCUCAAUCCUCAGCUCCUUUCAACCCUCAGCUCCUCUCAAUCCUCAGCUCCUCUCAACCCUCGGCUCCUCUCAAUUCUCAGCUCCUCUCAAUUCUCAACUCCUCUCAAACCUCACCUCCUCUCAAUCCUCAGCUCCUUUCAAUCCUCAGCUCCUCUCAACCCUCAGCUCCUCUCAAUCUUCAGCUCCUCUCAAUCCUCAACUCCUCUCACUAUUCAGCUCCUCUCAAUCCUCAACUCCUCUCACUAUUCAGAUCAUCUCAAUCCUCAACUCAUCUCAACCCUCAACUCCUCUUAAACUCAGUGGUGGGAAGUAACGAAGUAGAAAUACUUUGUUACUGUACUUAAGUAGAUUUUUCACAUAUCUGUACUUUACUUGAGUACUUAUUUUCCUGACGACUUUUUACUUUUACUUGUUACAUUUGAACAAAAAUAUGUGUACUUUCUACUUCUUACAUUUUCACACUGGCUCGUUACUUGAGCAGCGGAGGUUGGCGCAGCACACCUCUACGCACGGCGCACCUCUCUCUCUCUCUCUCUCUCAUCUAGGGUUCAAAAUUUGUAAAAUUAUACAUUAUAUACAUUAUAUUCAUAUUGUUGUUAUAAUUUUUUAGACAGUUGAGAUAAAGCUUGAGGAGAAACAUUUUGGGUUGUUUUGUGUCUGUAUAGGCCUACUAUAAAGAGCACUAUUUUUGAUACUUAAGUGCAUUUCAACACCAGAUACUUUUGAUACUUAAGUACUUUUAAUAUGAGCUACUUUAACACUUUUACUCAAGUCAUUUUCUGACGGGUGACUUCUACUUUUACCGAAGUCACUUUCAGGUAAGAUAUCUGUACUUUUACUCAAGUAUGGCUUUAAAGUACUUUAUACACCACUGCUUAAACAUCAACUCCUCUCAAUCCUCAGCUCCUCUCAAUCCUCAGAUCCUCUUAAUCCUCAGAUCCUCUCAAGCCUCAGCUCCUCUCAAUCCUCAGCUCUUCUCAAGCCUCAACGUCUCUUAAUCCACAGCUUCUCUCAAUCCUCAGCUCCUCUUAACCCUAAGCUCCUCUCAACCCUCAGCUCCUCUCAACCCUCAGGUCCUCUUAACCUUCAGCUCCUCUCAACCCUCAGCUCCUCUCAAUCCUCAGCUCCUCUCAAUCCUCAACUUCUCUCAAUCCGCAGCUCCUCUCAAGCCUCAGCUUCUCUCAAUCCACAGCUCCUCUCAAUCCUCAGCUCCUCUCACUAUUCAGAUCCUCUCAAUCCUCAACUCAUCUCAACCCUCAACUCCUCUUAAUCCUCAACUUCUCUCAAUCCUCAGCUCCUCUUAACCCUCAGCUCCUCUCACUACUCAGCUCCUCUCAAUCCUCAGCUCUUCUCAAUAUUCAGCUCCUCUCAACCCUCAGCUCCUCUCAACCCUCAACUCCUCUCAAUCCUCAACUCCUCUCAAUCCUCAGCUCCUCUCACUAUUCAGAUCCUCUCAAUCCUCAACUCAUAUCAACCCUCAGCUCCUCUUAAUCCUCAGCUCCUCUCAAUCCUCAACUCCUCUCAAUCCUCAACUCUUCUCAAUCCUCAGCUCCUCUCAACCCUCAGCUCCUCUCAACCCUCAGCUCCUCUCAAGCCUCAGCUCCUCUCACUACUCAGCUCCUCUCAAUCCUCAACUACUCUCAACCCUCAGUUCCUCCCAAGCCUCAGCUCCUCUCACUACUCAGCUCCUCUCAAUCCUCAACUCCUCUCAAGCCUCAGCUCCUUUGCUAAACAAGGAUCCAAUGUUGUGAUAUAAGAUGCUGUAUUUUACCAAGCACUGAGGGGAAGUGAAGGAGGCCACAUCCGCUGACUGUUGAAACCCAUUGAGGUUUGCUGGUUUUGCAUUUAGAUUAAAUGCAUGUUUGUCAUCAAUAGGUUAACAAAAACAGAAGUCACUGAAUUUCCCUUUUUAUUUUAUUACAAAUGCCCAUUUUUACUUUUGCCUUUCCAGAAAUUAUUUGUCUUUCUUAAAUGAGGCAUGAAUUUCCAUAAAGAAAGUUUGAGUUUUUUGUCCAUAAUGUAAUUUACCAGAUUAUUAGAUUUUAUUUAAAUAACGUUAUUCAGUUAUUUGAACACAUGCUGAACAUAAAAAACUGUCACAAAGGGAGAAUUUAAAUAAGAACUGCUUUGAGACUCAUGUUUUUACUGGGUGUGCCCGUGGGUUUCCCUUUUAAUCUGCCACAGAGUGUAUAUUUAAUCAUGUCAUAUCUCACUACACAACUGUUACCAUUACUCCCACCAUACUGUUUAAAUGUUCCCCAUCUUGUGAUUGGCCGUUAUUCUAAAAAUAACUCUCGUGAACUGACUUUACAAAACCACAUGUUCUGUAUGUAGAGGAUCUAAAGCCUGAGAGAGACUUUUGAAUAAUUGUUCAUCUUGACUGAUGGAAUUAAUUUUGUUGUACUUUUUAUACAUUUACUUUUCUUUUUUUAAACACAAUUGAAAUAGUUAUAUCAUGUAAUAUAUCACAUUCUCAAGUA
This is a messenger RNA of Limanda limanda (common dab), 5080 nucleotides long. RefSeq names its product heparan-alpha-glucosaminide N-acetyltransferase (gene hgsnat). Bases 25 to 2016 code for a protein of 663 amino acids. The record is from RefSeq and is a predicted model, not a curated record. NCBI's taxonomy places the organism in Eukaryota, Metazoa, Chordata, Actinopteri, Pleuronectiformes, Pleuronectidae. The transcript is spliced from 18 exons.